AUGGCUGUCCACCUUGAUGUGAAUCAGAAGGACCCGGGUGUCGUGGACAGGAUGAUGAAGAAACUCCAUUUGAAUAGCGACGGGCAGCUAGACUUCCAGGAGUUCCUGAACCUCAUCGGGGGCAUCGCGGUGGCCUGCCACAACAGCCUGGUUGUUAAGACCCCUACUCCCUAG
This is a messenger RNA of Opisthocomus hoazin, 174 nucleotides long. Lineage: Eukaryota; Metazoa; Chordata; Aves; Opisthocomiformes; Opisthocomidae. The record is from RefSeq and is a predicted model, not a curated record.